This is a messenger RNA of Paramecium octaurelia, 267 nucleotides long. The record is from the annotation of a GenBank genome assembly. Lineage: Eukaryota; Ciliophora; Oligohymenophorea; Peniculida; Parameciidae.
AUGUUUAAAAUACAGAAAAUGCUGAUCUAUUACAAAGAAUAUGAGAAUAAGGUCUAUAAUAUAGAGUUAGAUAAAAGAGAAGACAUAGAAGAUUUAUGUAAAGCAUAGCAAUUUCGACACAAAAAUUUUAGAUGUAAUUGCAUUAUCAAUUUAAAAUUAUAAUAGAGAAUAACUCAUAUUUUCAUUAUGCCUAAAAACGUCGAUUUUCAUAUUAGCUAUCCAUUGUCAAUAGUUUCAAACUUUCUAUAAUUUUUUGGACUCUCUUGA